UCUCUCUCUCUCCCCCGCAAACGAAUCUCCGUCUUGCCUCGCUUGCUCGCGUAGUCGCGUGCGUGCGACUGUGAGCCGUGAGGAGCGCCGCCGCCGCCGCCGCCGCGCCUCUCCUCUUCACCGCCGGCGCCCCUCUCCUCGUCACCGCCGCAGCACUCGAAGGUGCCAGUGUCGCCUAUCUUCCCGUCACCUGCACCGCUGCCUGCUGCCUCCGCCUCCGCCGUCAAACCCUAAGUGGGCUGUCGAGUUCACCGGCGAGGUGCUACCAAUUUUGAAAGAUGGCGGAUGAUGAACAGGCGCCAAGCUCUAGGAAGAGGGUGGCAGGUACCCAAAUCAACAAGGAUAAUCCUGAGCCUGAUGAUGACGGACCAGAGCAAGAGAUGGGUACGUUUAAGAAAGCUCCUGAGGAAGUGAUGGCAACCCGAAGAAUUGUAAAGGUUCGGCGCCAGCAGCCGUCGUCAGCUCCUUCUUCUAAUCCUUUCUCUGCAAUCAGAUUUACCCCCACGGAUUCUAGUGUUCAUGCAAGUGCCCCUGUCACAGAACCUCAACCUUCAGAAGUCAAAACUGAUGAGGGCAGCAAUGGUAGUGGUAAAGAUACUUCGCCUGUGCCGGACAAGAAUGCUGGCUCUGGUGAGGUAACUGAGAUUCAGAAGGAUGAAUCAGCUGUGAAAACUGACUCUGGUGCCACAACUGAAGCGCUGCCUCAACCUGUUGAAACCAGUGACAAGGCAGUAGACACAAAGGAUGGAUCUGGUGGAGACAUAGUAGUUGGAGAACCCAAGGAAGGUCACAGUGUGCCAUCUGAAGUUGAGGGCAAAACAAACGACGGAAAUGCCGCAGAAAAGGAAGGGGCAGAUGAAGCUGGAAAUGAAGAUAAAAUCAGUAAGGAUGAUACUGAGAAGAAAGAUGGAGGUGAAUCAGAGACCAAGGAUGGGUUGUCUGAUGAGCAGAAAGAUGCUGAUAACAAAGGGCAGUCCUCAUCAGCAGCACCUCUUUUCUCCUUUAAGAAUCUGUCAAGUGGUCAAAAUGCCUUCACAGGUCUGGCUGGAACUGGAUUUUCAAGCACAUCAUUCUCAUUUGGCUCGGCGUCUAAAGAUGGAUCAAGUGCUGGUCCCCUAUUUGGGCUGAAGACUGAUGGUUCUUCAUUCCCUUUUAACCUUGGUGCUACCAACAACGGUAGUUCCUCCACAGCGCUCGCUACUUCAGGAGAGGCACCCAAGAAAUUUGCUAUGACAGAGGGCCCUGUUGAAACUGGUGAAGAAAACGAGAAGGCUGCAUUUACUGCUGACUCUGCUUUGUAUGAGUACUUGGAUGGGGGCUGGAAAGAACGAGGAAAAGGUGAACUGAAGCUGAACGUCCCUGUAUCUGGUGAUGAGAGAGCCCGGCUCGUCAUGAGGACCAAGGGAAAUUACCGGUUGGUCCUGAACGCGAGCCUCUAUGACGACAUGUCGCUCAAGGACAUGGACAAGAAGGGUGUGACUUUCGCCUGCAUGAACAGCAUUGGCGAGUCGCAGGGCGGCCUCGCGACGUUCGCUCUGAAGUUCAAGGACACCGCCACGAGGGAGGAGUUCAAGGGUGCGGUGGAGGCUCACAAGGCGAGGAAGGCACCUGACGCGCCGCUGAAGACGCCCGAGAACUCCCCGAAGGCAUCCGAGGUCUGAAGCCUGCCAAUCACGCGUACGCAUCCUUAGUAAUUGUCCAGGAAAAAGGAGCCGAGAGAUACUGUCCGUUAUUUGCGGAGUUUUAAGUAAGAUGUCUGUAUCACACCAUGAUGAUCUCCUGACUUGUGACUGCAUACGGUUUCCUGAUGCUGUUUUUUUGGAACAGUGGGUAGCCUGGCGAACUUUGUUAAAGUCAUAAUCUUAGUAGCCUGGAGAUGAGACUGUUUUGUUCUAUAUAUGCUUUUGUACUGUGCCCCCUUUAUGCA
This is a messenger RNA of Panicum hallii, 1927 nucleotides long. RefSeq names its product nuclear pore complex protein NUP50A-like. The record is from RefSeq and is a predicted model, not a curated record. The coding region runs from base 279 to 1661 and encodes 460 amino acids. The transcript is spliced from 2 exons. Gene Ontology annotation, biological process: intracellular transport. Lineage: Eukaryota; Viridiplantae; Streptophyta; Magnoliopsida; Poales; Poaceae. Gene Ontology annotation, cellular component: nuclear pore; cytoplasm. Gene Ontology annotation, molecular function: GTPase activator activity.